GUGUGUGAACCGCAGAGCUCAGAGAAGAAUGAGAGCUGAAUUAGGACAGUUUCAUGUUGAAUUGACAGCAACAAGCAGAUAAGAAUCCAUCAACAAAAAUAUCUGAAAGAUGCUGAAGUGCUCCUGCGGAGUGUGGCACCAAUAAACAAAGGUCAUCUAGAAGCCUGAAAAAUUAUGCACUGAACUGUUGAGUUGUUCCUGCUUUGCAAUCAUGAACAUUGUUCAUUGUAUGUUGACUUUUUAUAGGCUACUGGAAUUCUUCCCAGCGUGUGCGUGAACUUCAGAAAAGUUUCAUUAUACAUUAACAGCUAUAGAGAUUGGAGGGCAGUAUAAGCUACCGUGCUGCAUUUACGACUGCUGACGGUAUAAUAAGAAACAGACUCAGGAGAUAGGAGGAGCGAUAAGAGGAGCAGAUGUUAAAGACACAAUCGGACAGAAGAGUACAGAUUACUGGAGUAAGAACUGGGAGAUUCAAACACAAACAAGAGAUUGGCAAUGAGCAACCUGGGAAAAGUUGACUCCUGCAGCUGUUGAAAGAACCAGGACUACAAAAAGCUUUAAGAAAAGCCAAGAAGUAGAAUUUUGCAGCUCUGUUAAGAGGGCAGAAAGUUUAGGGAGAGCGUUAAAAGAUCUAGAGAUGUUCCCCAAGGUUAUCUCAGCUCUUUGCUUCUCACUCUGGGUCAAUUCCUGUGUCGUCAGCUCAGCUGAGGACUUAUUCAUGACCAGAGCUUUGAAGCUGAUGUCCGAGACUCCUCUCAUCGAUGGACAUAACGACCUGCCUUGGCAACUUCGAAUUCAGUUCAACAAUGAGCUCAACAAGGUGGAUCUAAACACACUGACCACAACACACACCAACAUCCCGAAGAUCAAGAUGGGACGUCUGGGAGCGCAGUUCUGGUCGGCCUAUGUCCCCUGUGAGACUCAGUACAAAGAUGCAGUCAGACAAACCCUGGAGCAGAUUGAUGUGGUUCACAGGAUGUGUCAAAAAUACCCAGAGACUUUCAUGUUUGCAACCAGUAGUGACGACAUAAUGAAGGCCUUUAACUCGAGCAAGACCGCCAGCCUGAUCGGAGUGGAAGGGGGUCACUCCCUCGACAGUAGUCUUGGCACCCUGCGCACCAUGUACCACCUGGGGGUCCGCUACCUCACACUCACACACUCCUGCAACACACCAUGGGCAGAUAACUGGCUUGUCGACACUGGAUCAGAGCCGUCUGAGCACAAUGGUCUGUCUCCUUUUGGAAAGCAACUGGUUAUGGAAAUGAACCGUCUGGGGAUGCUGAUCGACCUGGCUCAUGUGACUGUAGCAGUGAUGAACCAGGUGCUGGACAUGUCUGCAGCUCCGGUCAUCUUCAGCCACUCCUCCGCCUACAGCGUCUGUAAGCACAAGAGGAACGUUCCUGAUGAUGUUCUCAAGAGAGUGAGGGUUAAAGAAGGAAUCGUCAUGAUCAACUUCUACAACGACUAUGUGACCUGCAGCAAGACCGCCAAGCUCUCAGACGUUGCUGAUCACUUUGACCAUAUUAAGAAUGUAGGCGGGGCAGGCAUCAUUGGAUUUGGCGGAGAUUAUGACGGGGUUACAAGACUACCAGAGGGUCUUGAGGACGUGUCCAAGGUGCCCAACCUGGUGGCUGAGCUGCUGAGGAGAAACUGGACUGACACAGAAGUGAAAGGUGCUCUGGGAGACAACCUGCUCCGUGUCCUGAAAAAGACUGAGGAGGUACGUGAUGCUCAGAGAAGCAAGAAGCCAGAUGAUGUUCCCAUCCCGUACAACGAGGUGGAGAACACAUGCAGGACAAGCUACGGAUACCAGAUCUCAGGAGCUGCCCGUCCGUUCAGCACGCUGCCCCUCGUGCUCGCACUGGUCCUCCAAGCUCUGAUCACGCUCACAGCUUAAUGUGUUUGAUAUUGAUCUCACUGAUAUGUAUGUUUGUAAGUAGAGAGAUUGUCCAGGAAUGCAAACAAAAUCUGAAAUACCAAUAGUCUUCACUGCUGUCGAAAGCCUGUUUUAAUGCUCUUCCAGGUUGAUGAUGGCAUUGUAAUAACAAUCACACAGACAGCAGAACAAUGAUCAUCAGGUUGGACCAAGUCGAGUUUAUUGAAUCAUCUGUUUUUUUUUAUCUCCCCAUAAAACUAAAAGAAAAAAAGCUGCACAAGUUUGAAUGUAAUGAUGUAAUAACAAACACAAAUGUUACCUGAAUGCACACAAACAAAAACACUCUGACAUCAAUGUACUGAAUUUUCACAGAAAACAGUCUAGUACAUGUUUUAUAAGAGAACAGCGCCAUCUAGUGUUCAGAGAAGGCAAAGAGAUGUAAAACAUUUCUGAGGCUCUUUCAGCUCCACUUUGAUUUGCAUGUUUUUGAAUUCACAGAUCAGAUUCUCCUCAUUGGGAAAGGAGAUGUAAAUUCAGUAAGAGUUUCAACACAUAAAAAUAUAACAUAAUUGUAAUGUUUGACUGACUGUAAGACCUUCACUUAAUACAAAAGCAUCUGUUUGCCCGCUCAAGGUACACUUAUAAACUGACUGCAAUAAAAGGACACAACAGCAGCUGCUGAAGGCAGAUCACUUUGUUUUUCUCGGA
Notolabrus celidotus (New Zealand spotty) is the source of this 2584-nucleotide messenger RNA. RefSeq names its product dipeptidase 1 (gene dpep1). The record is from RefSeq and is a predicted model, not a curated record. Gene Ontology annotation, molecular function: metallodipeptidase activity. Gene Ontology annotation, biological process: proteolysis. The transcript has 10 exons. NCBI's taxonomy places the organism in Eukaryota, Metazoa, Chordata, Actinopteri, Labriformes, Labridae. The coding region runs from base 638 to 1897 and encodes 419 amino acids.